Molecule: messenger RNA, 322 nt
Organism: Racocetra persica
Lineage: Eukaryota; Fungi; Glomeromycota; Glomeromycetes; Diversisporales; Gigasporaceae
Source: the annotation of a GenBank genome assembly
AUGCCUUGUCGCAGUCUUUCUGGAAAUGUUCGUUGUGCUCGCCGUAAUGGCAACAAUGCCAUAUAUGAGGCCUUAGAGGUGGUCCAAAAUGAAAAUGGACAAAGAAGAAUUCAGAGUUUGGAGACAGAGUUAAAAGAGUUGAGAGCAAAUGCGGUCACCAGGGUGCAAGAUGGGUGGAUGUUGGAGCAACAGUAUACUCGGUUAUUGGAAGAAAGAAAUAGAUUGAGGGCAAGGUUAGCAAAUGAUGAGGAGGAAUUAAAAAGGUUAAGGGCGGAGGAAAGAAGAAAAGAGAGAAAUAAUAAUAAUAGGAAUAGAAUGUCAG